Molecule: messenger RNA, 2619 nt
Organism: Trichomycterus rosablanca
Lineage: Eukaryota; Metazoa; Chordata; Actinopteri; Siluriformes; Trichomycteridae
Gene: ext2
Product: exostosin glycosyltransferase 2
Exons: 15
Coding region: 98-2257 (719 amino acids)
Cellular component (GO): membrane
Molecular function (GO): glycosyltransferase activity
Source: RefSeq, a predicted model, not a curated record
UGUUCGGUUUCUUAACUAAAAAUGAAUAUGAAUUAGUUUAACACGACGUCUUCUGGAGGAGUAGUGACAGGACCAAGCUAAGUGCUUUUGUUUCAUAAUGUGUGCAUCAGUAAAAUACAGCUCUCGGGGCCCUGCUCUCAUCCCUCGCAUGAAGACCAAGCAUCGCAUCUACUACAUCACUCUAUUCUCUGUGGUGCUGCUCGGCUUGAUCGCAACUGGGAUGUUCCAGUUCUGGCCACACUCUAUAGAGUCCUCUACAGAGUGGACUCUCGACCGCCGCAGUGUGCAUGAUGCACCACUUGUUAAAAUACUUGCGUCCAGUCCUAUUCCUGAGAGGGGAGACCUUAGUUGUCGCAUGCACACCUGCUUUGAUGUCUACCGCUGCGGAUACAACCCUAAAAACCGCAUCAAGGUCUUCAUCUAUUCGCUCCAGAGGUUUGUGGAUGAGGUCGGAGUUCCUAUCAGCAGUGCUGGCCUGUCCCGGGAGUAUAAUGACCUGCUAAGUUCUAUCUCAGACAGUGACUUUUACACUGAUGAUGUAACACGAGCAUGUCUUUUUAUACCCUCUGUUGAUGUACUGAACCAGAACUCCCUGCGGAUUCGGGAGACUGCUCAGGCUCUGGCCGUGUUACCAAGAUGGGACAAAGGGAUGAAUCAUCUGCUGUUCAACAUGUUACCCGGAGGACCUCCAGACUAUAAUACAGCUUUGGACGUGCCCAGAGACAGAGCUCUGCUUGCUGGAGGAGGAUUCUCCACAUGGACCUAUAGACAAGGCUAUGAUGUCAGCAUUCCUGUUUACAGCCCACUGUCAGCUGAAGUCGACCUUCCAGAGAGACAGGCAGGACCACGUCACUACUUUAUAUUGUCCACUCAGACAGCCAUCCAUCGAGAGUAUCGCAUGGAGCUGGAGAAGCUAAAGGAAGAAAAUGGAGAGUCGAUACUUCUCCUGGACAAAUGCAGUAACCUCUCUCAGGGCAUGCUUUCAGCCAGGAAACGAUGCUACAAGGGCCAGGUGUAUGAAUAUCCCCAGGUCCUACAGGAGUCCUCAUUUUGUGUGGUGUUACGUGGAGCUCGACUCGGCCAGGCCGCACUCAGUGAUGUACUGCAGGCAGGUUGUGUUCCGGUCAUCCUGGCGGAUUCGUACAUUCUACCCUUUUCUGAGGUGCUGGACUGGAAAAGAGCAUCAGUAGUUAUUCCAGAGGAAAAGCUUCCAGAGAUGUAUACCAUUUUAAAAAGUAUUCCCCAUAGACAGGUGGAGGAGAUGCAAAGACAGGCUCGGUGGUUCUGGGAUGCUUACUUCAGCUCCAUGAAGGCUAUUGGUUUGACCACUCUACAGAUAAUCAACGAUCGCAUUUACCCAUAUGCUGCUCGCACAUAUGAGCAAUGGAACAACCCUCCAGUGGUGAAAUGGUCCAGUGUAAACAGCCCACUUUUCCUCCCACUGAUUCCUCCUCGGUCCCCUGGUUUCACUGCUGUGGUUCUGACUUACGACCGGGUGGAGAGUCUCUUCAGGGUCAUCACUGAGAUCUCCAAAGUGCCCAGUCUGGCCAAGCUACUGGUUGUUUGGAAUAACCAGAACAAAAGCCCACCUGAAGACUCUCUCUGGCCAAAAAUUGCUGUUCCUCUGAAAGUGGUGCGCACCAAGGAGAACAAGCUCAGCAAUCGCUUUUUUCCCUUUGAUGAGAUCGAGACAGAGGCAGUGUUGGCCAUUGAUGAUGACAUUAUCAUGCUAACCUCUGAUGAGCUGCAGUUUGGAUAUGAGGUGUGGCGGGAAUUCCCUGACAGGCUGGUGGGAUAUCCUGGUCGUCUUCACUUGUGGGACCAUGAAAUGGGGAAGUGGAAAUAUGAGUCUGAAUGGACUAAUGAAGUGUCUAUGGUGUUAACUGGAGCUGCAUUCUACCAUAAGUACUUCAAUUAUCUGUACACGUAUAAAAUGCCUGGAGACAUCAAGAACUGGGUAGACGCGCAUAUGAACUGUGAGGAUAUUGCCAUGAACUUUCUUGUGGCUAACAUCACUGGCAAAGCUCCCAUAAAGGUAACGCCUCGUAAGAAGUUCAAGUGCCCAGAGUGCACAGCAAUAGACGGGCUGUCCUUAGACCAGACGCACAUGGUAGAAAGGUCUGAGUGCAUAAACAAAUUUGCCUCAGUGUUUGGCACCAUGCCUCUGAAGGUUGUCGAGCACCGUGCUGAUCCAGUCCUAUAUAAGGAUGACUUUCCUGAGAAACUCAAGAGCUUUCCAAACAUUGGAAGUUUAUGAUAACCCCAUUUUUUCUCUGAACCACACUGCCGAAGCUCUAGCACUUACUGACAUUCUACUACUUAAAAGUCCUAAAUGACUUUUAAAUAAGUGCUCGUCUUCUGGAGAUUGAUGUGGCAGAUGAGUAUGUGCAGUAGCUACAUGUGUUUUGUUUCCUGAAGAUGGAAGUGUGCUGACAACUGGAUAGCAAAAACAAGAUGGACUUGUUUUAUAACUGUGCAUAACACUGAAAUCUGGGUUUUACUUUGGGUAAAAGAAACUGCUGACCUUAAUUGGAAGCUGAAAUUGUGGCCUUUCCUUGAUUCUCAUUGAAAAUGUACUAUAUUACAUAGUUUGUUGAAGCAUAUACACCGAUCAGCCAU